This is a messenger RNA of Amphimedon queenslandica, 979 nucleotides long. Its product is annotated as sodium/hydrogen exchanger 8-like. Gene Ontology annotation, cellular component: plasma membrane. The coding region runs from base 27 to 728 and encodes 233 amino acids. Lineage: Eukaryota; Metazoa; Porifera; Demospongiae; Haplosclerida; Niphatidae. The record is from RefSeq and is a predicted model, not a curated record. Gene Ontology annotation, biological process: proton transmembrane transport; potassium ion transmembrane transport; regulation of intracellular pH. Gene Ontology annotation, molecular function: sodium:proton antiporter activity; potassium:proton antiporter activity. The transcript has 7 exons.
AGCAAGCAUUGAGGACUGUCUCCUUCAUGGCAGAGACUGGUGUGUUCCUGUACCUAGGACUAGCAGUCUUCACUAUUAAUAAAUACUUUGACCUGGCUCUCAUAAUAUGGAGUGUGGUACUGAUACUGGCAGGAAGAGCUGCUAAUAUAUUCCCAUUGACUGCUCUGGUCAACUGCUGCAGGUCUAUUAAGAUCAGCAUUAGGAUGCAGUGCAUCAUGUGGUACUCAGGUCUAAGAGGUGCAGUGGCAUUUGCACUAGCUGAGAACUUGAAAGAUUAUUUCAACAAAGAAGUGACAGGCUAUAUAGUGACCACGACACUAGUGAUAGUACUAUUCACUAUUGUAAUACUGGGGGGAUCCACACUGCCGCUACUUAAGUUUUUAAAGGCGGAUAAAGGAGCUAAACUAACAUUAAGUAAAACAGAGGAACAGGAUACAGCUAUUAGUAUGUCUUCUCCAGUCAAUGAGAGGUUCAUGAUGUCUCCUCGUGUGUACAAUCGACUGAGGAACUGCUCACAAUGGUUCAUGUUUAUUGACUACAGGUAUAUCAGACCAUUUUUCAUCAGACGAUUCACAAAAGAGGAGGUGAAAGCCUCCCAGUUUGAUAUGCAACAGAAGACAGUUGAGUGGUACCAGGGACUGAGGAAUGACUCACUCUCUGAUCAUGAUGAGAUUCAUGAGACCACUGCUGGGGAGGAGGAGAGUACUGUAUCUACACUGUUAUCAUAAUAACUACUGCACUACCUCCUCAUUACAUGUAUCAGUAUCAGUAUUAUUAUUAUUAUUAUUAUUAUUAUUAUUAUUAUUAUUAUUGUAUUAUUUAAUGUCUUCUGUGUUCACUUCUCUCUCUCUUUCAUUGUUAUUUAGUACAAGGUGUGUUCUUAAUCAUCAUUAUUAUAAUUUUUGUUAUUAUUUUCAUUAUUUUGAGAUUAUUGUAUUAUUCUUGUCCAGUCAGUUUGAAUUCAUCUUUAAAUCACACA